AUGCUUUGGGACGGAGUCAAGCUCCUGCUGUUUCUGUCCCUUUGCCAAGCCAAUGCUCUACCAUUAGCAAGCCAGCUCUCAGAAGAAGAUGAGAAGGUGACCAAAUGCAUCAUGGAAAUUCUCGCAGACACUCUUUCCAAACCCAGUCCCGUUCCAGUGACCAGCGACUGCAUGAAAAUCCUUCGGGAGGAUGAAAGAGUUCUGGCGAUGCUUCACCAUCAGCAUCUGCUGACAGAGCUGGAAGACCUGGCACACCAAGAGAACGCGAAGCAUCGUCUGGGACACGAAGACGGCCGUGACCCUUGGGAAGGAGAAGGUGAGGAGCGGGAGGAGGUGAAGAAGCGGGAGGAGAGGCCUGGCAAGCAGAGAGAAGCAGCAGCUUCUGAGAAGACGCAGGAGCAAGACGGGAUGUGGAAGGAAGAGGGCCAGGGUCUGAAGGAGUACCAAAAGACAGAAAAGAUCGAGGAGAAGGUGAAGGAAGUCUCCCACGGAGAGGACAAUCGGGAGGCUUUGGAAGAGGAGGCAGCCAAAGAGGAGAUGGAGGAUAAAGGUGAAGAAGACGAGUCGAGGAAGAAGAAGAAGAGGGCCUCCUCGGAGACUUGGUCCUCCCAGGAGUAUUUUGGCCACAUGAAGAACAGAGGUUCUGGGGGGCCAAAAAUCAGGGAGGUGAUGCUUCGAGGAAGUCAGGAUGAUGUCAAGAGAAGCAGCUCAGACAAGAGGCCCUUUGAGUUGGAGGAAGAAGAGGAAGAAGAUGACCACUCUGAAGAGAAGCCAAGGAGCCACCACCAUGGAGGCCACCACCACGAGGACUGGGAGGAGGAGGAGGAGGAAGGAGAGAAGAGGAGGAGGAGGAGGGCUGAUCUGUCCAAACGAGUGGCCGAGAAGGCCAGUGAUGAGGAGACGGCCCAGUUUGAAGAGAAAGGGGUGAAGAUCUCCAACUCCAAGGGCCAUCUUCAUGGAGGCUGGAAGCCCUGGCCAGAAGAAGAGGAGGAGGAGGAAGGUGAGACAAGGUACGGCCACCACCAUAGACCAGCCAGCAUGGACCUCAAGAGACAUCACCAGGAGGAUUAUCCAAAAGGCAGGCACCACAGCCACGAAGAGGAUGAGGGAGGAAGGGAGGCUGGCCAGAACGAGGAACAGGAGCUGGAGAAGCUCGAAGAGAUUGAGCACGACCUUCAAAAGGCUGCUGAGAAACUGCGGGAGCUGAAGAGGAGCUCCCCUCUUCCAUCACGGCAUGGGCAGGUUUAG
This is a messenger RNA of Euleptes europaea (tarantolino), 1248 nucleotides long. RefSeq names its product coiled-coil glutamate rich protein 2 (gene CCER2). Lineage: Eukaryota; Metazoa; Chordata; Lepidosauria; Squamata; Sphaerodactylidae. The transcript is spliced from 6 exons. The coding region runs from base 1 to 1248 and encodes 415 amino acids. The record is from RefSeq and is a predicted model, not a curated record. Gene Ontology annotation, cellular component: secretory granule.